Molecule: messenger RNA, 2642 nt
Organism: Sycon ciliatum
Lineage: Eukaryota; Metazoa; Porifera; Calcarea; Leucosolenida; Sycettidae
Product: membrane progestin receptor gamma-A-like
Exons: 1
Coding region: 504-1538 (344 amino acids)
Cellular component (GO): membrane
Molecular function (GO): signaling receptor activity
Source: RefSeq, a predicted model, not a curated record
UUGUGGGUUAUACAAUCAUAAACAUUUGACCUGUAAUGAUCUUCUUAGUAUAAUCUACUGCCCCAGGCCCUGUUGCCAGUGUUCGAAUCCUAGUGUUGGUGCCGUGCAAGCUUGAGGUUAUUAUUCUAGUUGCCGUUUACUUGUCCAGGCGCUAAACCAACACGCUGGUACUACUGGUCGUAUCGACUAGCGCUAGUUAGCGCGUUGGUUACUUUUUACCACACAAACCUAUUGUCGACUCGAAUCUAAAUUGUACCGGCCCAAUUAGAAUUCCAGGUCCAAAGUACAAUUUUGCACUCGCGUGCAUGUGAUAUGGUGAUUCCUGGUCAGUGGAGGUUUCCCGAUCUCCGAUCUUGGCAGGUGAUUUGAAACAAUAAUUAUUGCAUUGGCUGACCUGAGAAUGAUGUUGCUGAUUUAGUUCCCGUUUCGUAAAAUUCUUUGGAUCCAGAAAAUAGUGUGGCGUUUCCUGGUUUGAGUCUGUGCUGCUGAAAAGAGCGGACAGAAUGCGCAGGAUCAUAAGCCGUCACGCGCUGCCUAGCCAUGGCAGCUAUACGUCUGUCGAUCCCUAUUUCGUGAUGCCGUUCAUCGUGAAAGGCUAUCGGCACGUAGCGUGCGCCUCGGACUGUGUGCUCAGUAGCCUGACGCUUAGCAACGAGCUGGCGAACAUCUGGAGUCACGUACUGGGCGCACUGUACUUCGUGUUCGAGAUCUACCGACUCAUGGCCCAACACUGGUCGUGGGACUCACCAGUAUUCAUCGCCGAAGAGCACUUUCCCCUGCUCCUGCAGCAUAUCGGAUGCGUGAUAGCGAUGAGUGGCAGUACGCUGGCGCAUGUGUUCCACAGCCAGUCGGAGUGGCACCACCAGGCAUGGUUCAUCGUCGACUACUUCUCCAUCAGCUACUACUGCGUAUCGACGGCCAUCGCGCACUACAGCUACAGCCGGCCCAUGGACCCGGACAGUGGUGCCAUCUCCGUCUUCUCAACCAAUGGCUAUCUAAGUAUGGCUCUUGUCCUGCACCUCUGCAUAUUCAUAUCGCAGUGCUACGUGCGAUUUGGUCUGUACGCAUCUCCCUUCAGGCCGUACGUGCUGAUCACCGGUUAUCUGCUGGCGUACACGAUCAACUUCCUGCCCUUCCUGAGCCGUUUCUUCUCGGCCGACGGCGAGCGCGGCCUGCCGUCGGACCAACACCACUGGGCGCAGUUCUUCUGGAGCUUUGCGAGCGCCGUGGUGAUGGCAGUGCACAUGCCGCAGCGACUGGCGCCGCACUAUCUCUACUUUCUGCACGGCCACGCGCUGAUGCACAUCGGAAUGUUCUGCAGCGUGCUGCAGCAGCGCACGGCACUGCGGCUGGAUGAACACCGGUGGCAACUCCUCGCCGACUCCGCCACGUCGCCACAGCCAUCUCUCCGCGCCAUAGGCGUUGUUCUGUGUCUCCAUGUACUCAUCGGCAGCAUUGCAGGGUACGUUAUAGCCUUCCACGGCAUCAACGUGGCGAAAAUCAAAGCACAAUCCGUUUCCGCCGAGCAUAGACAUUGAUGAAAGUAGAAAUUGGCUAUUAGACAGGCUUAUCGCUACCCACACUAAUGCUACUCUACACAGAGUGGUGCUUGUGUACGCAGAUGGAGCCUUUUUUACUGGCGUAUUUGUCAUUCGAGAGACUUUUUAAAUGGGGCUACAUGUACGUUCAUGUAACCCCAUAUACUAACUUAUUUAGUAUAGAAAGAAAUAGUGACAACUCCAUGCAAAUGUAGUGUGGACUCAAUUUUCUGGCAGCUAGUUGCCACUUCAGCCUUGUUUGGUACCAUCGGUGGAGUGCAGACUGUAGAGUCAUAGUGAUAUGCCCCGCUGAUUGCAGUAGUCUCGUCAUGUGUGUAUGCGUAGUCCAGUGUGUAGUGCAGUGGUGCACUGAUCUUCCUCUCUCUUAUUCUCUUCCCCUCUCCUAUUCUCUUCCCCUCUCUUAUUCUCUUCCCCCUCUCUUAUUCUCUUCCCCCUCUCUUAUUCUCUUCCCCUCUCUUAUUCUCUUUCCCCUCUCUUAUUCUCUUUCCCCUCUCUUAUUCUCUUUCCCCUCUCUUAUUCUCUUUCCCCUCUCUUAUUCUCUUUCCCCUCUCUUAUACUCUUUCCCCUCUCUUAUUCUCUUUCCCCUCUCUUAUUCUCUUUCCCCUCUCUUAUUCUCUUUCCCCUCUCUUAUUCUCUUCCCCCUCUCUUAUUCUCUUCCCCCUCUCUUAUUCUCUUUCCCCUCUCUUAUUCUCUUUCCCCUCUCUUAUUCUCUUUCCUCUCUCUUAUUCUCUUUCCCCUCUCUUAUUCUCUUCCCCCUCUCUUAUUCUCUUCCCCCUCUCUUAUUCUCUUCCCCUCUCUUAUUCUCUUUCCCCUCUCUUAUUCUCUUCCCCCUCUCUUAUUCUCUUCCCCCUCUCUUAUUCUCUUUCCCCUCUCUUAUUCUCUUUCCCCUCUCUUAUUCUCUUUCCCCUCUCUUAUUCUCUUCCCCCUCUCUUAUUCUCUUCCCCUCUCUUAUUCUCUUCCCCCUCUCUUAUUCUCUUCCCCCUCUCUUAUUCUCGCCCGCUGUUGACCUUGUACCUGUGAACGUGGCGUGACUUCCGAAAUACGGUGUUGAGCCGAUGCGUGCGCUGUUGCACCCGACACUUG